This is a messenger RNA of Racocetra persica, 470 nucleotides long. NCBI's taxonomy places the organism in Eukaryota, Fungi, Glomeromycota, Glomeromycetes, Diversisporales, Gigasporaceae. The record is from the annotation of a GenBank genome assembly.
AUCCCAAAUUGCGCCCGGAAAUUAAGGAGGUAUAUAAAUUGAUACAUCAAGACAAUAUGAUAUCAGGUGAGAUAUAUAUUUCAACCAUAGAUGAAUAUCUAGAUGGUGAACAACCAACAGAAAAACAGCAAGAUGGUGAACAACCAACAGAAAAACAGCAUGGUGGUGAACAGCCAACAGAAAAACAGCAAGAUGGCGAACAACCAACAGAAAAACAGCAAGAUGGUGAACAACCAACAGAAAAACAGCAAGAUGGUGAACAACCAACAGAAAAACAGCAAGAUGGUGAACAGCCAACAGAAAAACAAAAUAAACAAUUAACAAAUGAAAAGCAAGAAGAUAUUCUUGAUAAAUUGUUCAAGAUGUUUAAACUUACUUCAGAAAAACUUUCUAUUGAAGAGCGUGAGGUGGCUAAACAAUGUGAUCCUGAAAAAAUAGCUGAUAUAUUUAAACGUAGCAUGGAAGAAUAG